Cylicocyclus nassatus is the source of this 414-nucleotide messenger RNA. NCBI's taxonomy places the organism in Eukaryota, Metazoa, Nematoda, Chromadorea, Rhabditida, Strongylidae. The record is from the annotation of a GenBank genome assembly.
AUGGAAUGCCGUAACGGUCGAUGGAUUUUGACCGGCACCCGCUUUGCAUCCGGUAAAGAAUUCACGCAUCUUGUUUGCUACAAGGAAGCGAUCGUACAAAAUUUCGCAGAUAUCCCACGGUCUCACACUUCUCGAACUUGCAAACUUUGCUCACCUAUUGGAAAUGUUCCGGAAAGUGGCCUUUGUCCGCCGGGUUUCAGAUGCUCGCGUCCAUCGAUCGAAUCUAUCAUCGGCUCAAGUAACUGUGGACAAUCUAUUAUCGAAUGUCCAGGACCCGAUUUAGUGGUUCAGCUGAGUUCUGGCUUGAGUGCUAUCGUUUAUCCACAGGAUGUCUAUUGUGAUGGAUCAUGGAUUUAUCAUGAUGGUCGUCGUAAACAUCAAGUUGUAAAUAUGCUUUGCUUAAGCAAAGAAUGA